This is a messenger RNA of Neogale vison (American mink), 4856 nucleotides long. RefSeq names its product CYFIP related Rac1 interactor A (gene CYRIA). The record is from RefSeq and is a predicted model, not a curated record. Gene Ontology annotation, biological process: regulation of actin filament polymerization. The transcript has 14 exons. Lineage: Eukaryota; Metazoa; Chordata; Mammalia; Carnivora; Mustelidae. Gene Ontology annotation, molecular function: small GTPase binding. The coding region runs from base 555 to 1526 and encodes 323 amino acids.
CCUCAAAACUGGAACGACACCUUUGGUCUACUUCCUCUAUUGUACAAAAACCGAAGUUAAGAGAAAGAGACAGAUAGAUUGGGAAGCCAGCAUCAAGGCUUUUCCAAGGCUAGCACAAGAAUUCAGCUUCACAGAAGCUACAACGGGACUAAGCUCUUUGAGAGGUCUGGAGGUGAUGCGUGCAUCUAGAAGUUCUGGGAGAAUAUCCUAGGGCUACAGAGAGAGCAAGCAAACCUGGGUUGAAAUCCUGGCUCUUCCCCUCGGCAAAUUCCUCAGGCUUGCUAAGGUCCUUCUGUGGUACACCCGGCAAAAGAUUAACACUCACUUGACUACAGAGAAACGACAGGACUCUAGGGGGCCAUAGCCCUGGUUUGGGAGCCCAGACUUGCCAGCUGCUUUGUCCCAUCAGCCUGGACGGGUGAACCUGAAUCACAAGAGAGAGCUCUAGCCAACACGUAUUCCCCGAGCGGCCUGCUGUGGAUUCAAGGAUAAGUCUUGGCUCCUGCCCUGGAGGUUUUCACCUUCUAGGAAGAGAGGCAGACAGGUUUGCUGGGAUGGGAAACCUGCUCAAAGUCCUUACCAGGGAAAUUGAAAAUUAUCCACACUUUUUCCUGGACUUUGAAAAUGCCCAGCCCACAGAAGGAGAGAGAGAAAUAUGGAACCAGAUCAGCGCGGUCCUCCAGGAUUCGGAGAGCAUCCUCGCAGACCUGCAGGCUUACAAGGGCGCGGGGCCAGAGAUCCGAGAUGCGAUUCAGAAUCCCAAUGACAUUCAGCUUCAAGAAAAGGCUUGGAAUGCAGUAUGUCCUCUGGUUGUGAGGCUAAAGAGAUUUUAUGAAUUUUCCAUAAGGCUAGAGAAAGCUCUUCAGAGUUUGUUAGAAUCUCUGACCUGUCCACCCUACACGCCAACCCAGCACCUGGAACGGGAGCAGGCCCUGGCGAAGGAGUUCGCAGAAAUUCUUCAUUUUACCCUGCGAUUUGAUGAGCUGAAGAUGAGGAACCCAGCCAUUCAGAAUGACUUCAGCUACUACAGAAGGACGAUAAGUCGCAACCGCAUCAACAACAUGCAUCUAGACAUUGAGAAUGAAGUCAAUAAUGAGAUGGCCAAUCGAAUGUCCCUCUUCUAUGCAGAAGCCACACCAAUGCUGAAAACCCUUAGCAAUGCCACCAUGCACUUUGUCUCCGAAAACAAAACCCUGCCGAUAGAGAACACGACAGACUGCCUCAGCACGAUGACAAGUGUCUGUAAAGUCAUGCUGGAGACACCGGAAUAUAGGAGUAGGUUCACCAGCGACGAGACGCUGAUGUUCUGCAUGAGGGUCAUGGUGGGGGUUAUCAUUCUAUACGACCACGUCCACCCCGUGGGAGCUUUCUGCAAGACAUCCAAGAUCGAUAUGAAAGGCUGCAUAAAGGUUUUAAAGGAACAGGCCCCAGACAGCGUGGAGGGGCUGCUGAAUGCCCUCAGGUUCACUACCAAGCACUUGAAUGAUGAAUCAACUUCCAAACAGAUUCGAGCAAUGCUUCAGUAGAGCUCUGCUCGGAGGAGAGAAGAGGAUCUAUGUACUGACCUCAGAAGAUGUACAUGUUUACAUAAUUUAAUACAGAUUGAUGUUAAUACUUGUGUAUUUACAUAACCGUUUCAUUCUUGUCACUGAAAUAUAUGGACUUUAAUUUGUAUCUUGACUGACUCGACCCAGCAGAGCAUAAAUUGACUUGAGAGCCUUACCUUUGAUGUCUAAAACAAAGCCCUCUUCUCCAAAGCCAAAAUUUGGCGAUGUUGAUCUUUGCUACUGCAGUCCUUUAACUACCCCUAUAACAAUCCGAAAUUCCCAAUAGUUUGUGGUAGUGUUUUAAUUCUAGAUGUGUAAUCUCUCUGGGAAGUUUACUUAUAGAAACACGAACUAUUUGAUUUCCUGUGUCGGCUUGGCUACAAGAAACACAACCAUUAUCCUGACAGAGCGAGAGAGGAAUCCAAGAAAAGAAAAAUGCAUGUGAAGACUCAAACUCAAGUGUCUGGAAUUCAGCACGCCCCCCACCCCACCUCUUUCCUCAGACUGCAAACCAUAUGUGCAGCUUUUUUGUUUGCACGUAUUUUAUUUAUCAACCUAUUCUCCUUCUCUCUGGAUUUAUGUUCCUCUAACAUUCCCUUUCAAUUCUGCAAGAGGAAAAUCACCUGCACUUGAAUCCAUUCACUAGGAAGAAGUGGGUAUAGAUAGAUGUGCUGUCAUAGAUGAGCUGGGAAGGUGGUUGUCGUGGAAGUGGGGGACCGGCUGGGAGGAAGGAGACACAGGCAACAGGACAGUCCUCUCUCCACUUCAAGCCUCUGGCUUUGGGUGAUUUUACUGGCACUCCAGGUGUCUGUGGGGUGCUGGAAGCCCAGCCCCCCUCCUAAAAUGGGCCCUGCCCUUUGUAGAUUGAUCAUGUGGUGACAGAGGCCUCAACAGAGGUCUCAGGUUUUUCACUGAUUUCCAGAAGACUAGGGAAUUCAGAGCAAGGACACCCUACAUUUUCCAGUCCCCUAGUAUUUAAAAGGUAGCUCCUCCUUGACCACAUAGCUAGCUUGUUGCAAUGUGUACAACUUUGGUCCGGGUACCUGGAUUUAGUCCUAACCUUAUUGAUCCACUGUGUGAUCUUUGGAAAUUCACUCAAGGUCUUUGUGUAUCACUUACUUCAUCUAUAAAAUGGACAGUUAGAACAGACGAUCUCCAAGAGCCCUGCAAGGCAACCAGCCAAUAGAAUGGCAGACUCUUACAUGCUUCCUUAUGAAAGACGGUCCAGGAAGCAUCAUGCCAUCUUGUCUUGAUGAUUGAAAAUAAGACAGGGCCUAAAGUCAUUCUGUAUGUGGAUCAGAGCUUAUAAUGGAUCUUGGAAAUCUCUUAUUCCAACCUCCAGUGGAGAAACCAGAUGAGGGUGAAAUCAAAUAGGAUAGACCCCAGGUAGGACUAGAGCCCAGGAUCCCUCACUCCUAACUCCCCCUCUUCACCAUGUGGCCUAUGCAUACAUACUAUGGAAUGAGAUUGGACACUUUAAAGUCAACCUUCAGUCUGGCUGAUAUUAUUACUUGCCUAUUUCUGAUAGAAGGAAAGAGUUGCCGAGUGAUUGAUAAUCCCAGAAACUGGGCCUGGGUACAUUGGGGUUUCAUGCACCAUAUCCCAAGGAAGGAGCUGUCAGACAUAAUUGAUCUCCAGACUUUAGGAUCCAGCUGGCAUUCUCUCGAGUCCUCCAAAAAGGGGGAAACAUACUUUUGUUUUGUUUUAUUUUUAACAACAACAGCAACAAGAAUUCCAAUCAAGUGGCAGAACAGAUUCUCUGGUUUACAUCUAAAUGCCAGUCAACAGAGAGAGGAAAAAAAAAAAGACUAUUUUCCUUAGAACUUUUCAAGCUGAGUAAAUAUAGCUCCUUGGAUAGGGGGUUUUCUCAUCAGGACAGAAAUGCGCUUUGAUGGCCUUCAUGAUCUUUUCAAAUCUGGGGAUCUUAACACCUUAGAGGAAGCCAGGAAAUAGGGUACCAACGAGGUAAAUAGUCAAAUUCAUUGACUAUUUAGCUUAAGAAAUGCUCUAUUUGGCAGCCGUACGUCAUCUUUGGGCAACAAUUUUGGGCAGCAACAUCAAGACAAGAAUCAUAGAGGCUCUCGAUGUUUAUCAUCAUUGGGUCCCUUUGUUCCCUUUAUUGGGUGAGGAGCUUAAGUCUUGGAGAGAGGAAGAGGAGACAGAGGAAACAGUUGAGCACAUUUAUAAUUUUUAGUAAGAUUUUAUCAAAUGGGACCAAAUAUACAGGAGGGGCUGCUGGCCUGCCCCAAUACAGCCAGGCCACCUUGUUUCAAAGCUAGGAUUCAUCUGUACAUGGAUUUUCAAGAGCCCAGGGCCAGAACUGUUGCCUCUGGUGAUCAGGAGGAUAAGUUAAUUGAACGUCUGUGAUCACUAACAGGUAAUGGACCUUGGAUCCACUCCUGAGCUACUGUGGGAGACAAGUUCCUUUAACAGCCUGUCCUCCAGGCACCAGGAGUCUGUGAACAAUCAUGGUUUUUUUUUUUUUUGUUGUUGUUGUUUUUUUCCUGUGUGUGCUGCAUGCACAUGUGUUUAAGACCUGUGGGUGGUUUAGGGGAAAGUGCUAGCCACAGUAUCCAUGGCGAUGUUAACUAUAUUUCAUAUUUGAUGUUUCAUAGUUUUCAAAUAAACACUGUUUUCCAUUACUCAGCUAUUUAUUUGGGGGCAGACAACAGGUGAAAAUCACAUUGCUCAGAUGUACUGCUAUUUUGACACCAUGACAUUAUUCUCAGAAGUUUUUCAUGCAUCACCAAGAACUGCUAAUGAAAGCAAGUGGAGAUGAGUGUUUUGAAUUGUGGUAGCCCAUUAGGGCUGGAGAAUUUAUUAACAACCAGAAAGAAAGUCUUGAUAGUAAUCUCUUAAUUGUUAGUUAAUCUCGUGCUUCAUCAUUUGCUUCUAGUCAUCAUCAUUAUAUCAAGACAUUAAUGGUAAACUGAGGUUUUUGAUGCAUCAUCACACUUAAGUUUUUAAAAAGUCAGAAUCAUGCUUCCUCAAAAGAAAAAUGAAGCCUACCCAGUCUUUGAAUCCAAUUGUGCAAGUAGAAUUCAGAGAAUUCUCAUUCAAUCUUGUAUCCAUCCAGCUACAAAUUUUUCUAUGCAUUAAUAAUAAACAGUGGAAUUUUAUCUUAAAGACAUUUUGGAACCUAACUUCUCCAUUACAUCUAUAAAGGCUGUUGCAUACCCAAACCUGUUUUAAAGUUGUCAUAUGUUGUUUGCUAAAGUCAUUGUAAUUUUUUUUGCCUGCUUUGCCUCUUUUUGUACAGAAGUUUUGAGUGUGAAAUGAAAAUUAAAGUUUGGUACCUAUAUUUAAAAA